AAACAAAAGGCAUUUUUUAUCCGAAGCCUGAUACUUCCCGAAGAUGAGGAACAGAUCCUCUUCUUCUUCCUCAACUGCCUUCUCUUGUCACUUGAAGAACAUCAUCUUUCAAUUUCUACUAUUUGUCAUUUAUUUCCUGUUAAAUGUCGAAAUUGGAAAUAGUUUUAAUCCCUUUAUUCAGCUCCCAACAUCAAGAAACCACAAUCCCAGCAGCUCCAAGAUUGUCCUUAAUGUCAAUGAUUUUGGUGCUAAAGGAGACGGAGUUGCAGAUGACAACAAGAUUUUUGAAGAUGUAUGGAAGGUGGCAUGUUCUUCAUCAUUGCCAGCAAAAAUUGUUAUUCCUGCAGGAAGCUCCUAUCUUGUGAAACCAACCGACUUCGCUGGGCCCUGCAAGUCGAAUAUAACCUUGAGGAUAUCUGGGACAGUUGUUGCACCACGAGAUCCUACGGUCUGGGAUGGUUUAGAUGUGCACAAGUGGCUCUAUUUCCAUGGAGUUCAGAACCUUACUGUAGAAGGAGAUGGAGUAAUUGACGGGAUGGGCCAAAAAUGGUGGGACCAGUCAUGUAAGAGGAACGAAUCAAAUCCUUGUGUUCACGCGCCAACGGCUGUUACAUUCCACAAGUGCAAGAGGUUGAAACUGAGGGAUGUGUCCUUGGUCAACGGUCAACAGAUGCAUGUGGCCUUUACUAACUGCAUGCAUGUUUCUGUUUCGGGUCUCACAGUUAGCGCACCUGGUAAUAGCCCUAACACGGAUGGGGUCCACAUAAGCACGUCUUCACAUGUUGAACUCAAGGAUGUUGUUAUUGGCACAGGAGAUGACUGCAUAUCCAUUGUCAGCAAUUCUUCGCGAAUUCGUAUAAAAAAUAUCGUGUGUGGCCCUGGCCAUGGUAUUAGCAUUGGCAGUUUGGGAAAAAACAAUUCAUAUGCUUCUGUGAAAGACGUUAUUGUUGAUGGGGCGGUGUUGUUUGAUACUGAGAAUGGAGUCAGGAUCAAAACAUGGCAGGGAGGCAGUGGUUUUAUAAGGAAAGUUACUUUUCAGAACAUAUGGAUGUACAAUGUUUCCAAUCCCAUAAUAAUAGAUCAAUAUUACUGCGACUCUCGGCUGCCUUGCCUGAAUCAGACAUCUGCCAUCAGCAUCAACAACAUUGCAUUCCGAGGAAUCAUUGGUACAUCUGCAACUGAGGAGGCCAUCGAGUUUUCAUGUAGCGAGAGCAGUCCAUGUAAAAAGCUAUAUUUAGAAGAUAUUCAACUCAUAUCUCUAUCUGGGAUUGUGAAGUCAUUUUGCUGGGAAGCGUACGGCACAAGCUCGGGUCUCAUAGUUCCACCUUCUUGCAUUUCAUCUGAAGAAAAAUUAUCAUUCGACAAAAGUAAGGGCAGUCCAAACUCGACAAGCUUGUGGAAAGAUAAAUGAUGAAAACUACGGACAUACAUCUUUUGUGAAUCACAUACUAGUAUAUGAGCUUGUGCGAUGCACGAGAAAUCAGUAUUAAAAUUGUAUAAUAAAUUAAAUAUAUAGAUAAUAUGGAUCAUGGUUUACAGUACAUUACUAAAAUUAUAGGGAAAAUUACACUUUGCCUACCGAACUAUUCGCGUUUUUACACUUUGCCCACUCAACUUUUUCCGGUGACACUUUACCCCUUGAACUUCAAAUAUUCUUGCACUUA
Molecule: messenger RNA, 1664 nt
Organism: Striga asiatica
Lineage: Eukaryota; Viridiplantae; Streptophyta; Magnoliopsida; Lamiales; Orobanchaceae
Source: the annotation of a GenBank genome assembly